GUUUGCUGGGAUAUGUAAACAUGUAUAUAACUGCUUAUUCAUGUAUGCAUUGUUUCAUUUCAAAAAUGAAUUUGUAUUUAUAGAUGUACCUGUAAGUUCCUUCGAAAUGUGUCUACUUAACCAAUAAUUUUUACCCUGCAGCAUUUUAACUGUAGCCCAUUUCCGGGAAAACUGCAGAACUGGCAACCCUGCAGACCUCGCUCUACACUGGGCGAAAGGCGACACAUUUUUAAAUUGACUAUUGUUUUUACUUUUAAGUCUAGGAUGUGUUCUAUCAGGAGUCAGUUUGAGGAUGUGUUUAGUUUAGCGGGAUGUGGGAAUCUUGUGUAGUCUGCGAGACUACAAAAGCCCACAAUGCACCGCGGGCCAGAUAGCCACGUUUCACCUAAGGAUGUCGCUCUAUUUCAAGAAACUAUCAGGUUUACGAUAAAAUAAAAUGGGAACGUAAAUAUCAGAGAAUAACCGUGUGUAUAGUAGAAAUACUAACCCCGACUCGUCCAUCUGCACCUUGGGUGUAAACCUGAGUGUGUUUUUGUUGUGUGCUUUUCCCUUUGGCUCUAUGACACGAACUGUUAAUUGUGAAGGUGUAUAAUAUUAAUUUACCCCAAAAACAGAAAACGCAACUGGUGUUUUUUUUGAGUAUGUCUUAAAAAAUCAGUGACCUAAUAUGAUAUCGCUUACAGCCUGUGGGGAGGUUUAAAAUGACUUUAAUGCUUUAUUUGCUUAACUGAGGUGCUAAUACAGAGAUAUUUGUUGUAAACAAAGGCUGUAAAGUGCUAUUUCCGGAGACAGGGGAAAACAGGAGACAGACAGACUGCUUGGUUGAUGUUUGAGAGCUUGUGUAAGCCAAUUGUGUCCUCGACACACACACACACGCACGCACGCACGCACACAUAGUUUGUCUAUCCACCUGCUCUGAUUCAGGUCAGGGUGUCUUUGCGGUGUGAAACUCCAAUUAGUGGGCCAAAGGAUGUUGAAGAUUACAGAUGGCAACUAAGUCCCUAAUGUUUAUUUAAGGUCAGAGAGGUUGCGGAGUCAGAGGGCAGGGAUUAGAUGGAGGUCUGGAGCACUGGCAGCAUGCAGCUGCCCUUUAGCAAGUCAAGAUGAAGCGUCUGGGAUUCUUUAUGAUCACCUCCAAGUGGAAAAUCCCCAUGUUGUCCUUUUUCUUUUGAUCUCUUACUUAGAUUUAGGAUUUCAAGUAUAAACUGGUUGAAUUCUAUCAGAUAGGUGGCUCCGUUUGUUAAUGAUUGAGGGUUUGAGUAAUCAUAUUUACAUAAUAGGGGAGCAGAAAUUUCCACUGGCCUUGUCCUGUUGUUUUUCUUCAAAUGGGGUGAACAGGCAGUCUCUUGCCCUAUAGCACAACAAAGCAAACCUUUUGGGCACAGCCCUUUUGUCCUAAUGAGUUUUCUGACCCUUUCUCCUUGAUCAUGUGAGCCAGUUGUUUUGAAGGACGGCUUUGUCUCGGAUUAACCGGCCUGUAAUUAAAAUCACCAACUGCAAGAGUCACAAGGUCAGAGGACGUGUAGGUGUGCUGCCGCAUCUCAGAUGCUUCGUGUUACAGAGCUGCUUCAAGAAGUCAUCGCCUUGAUACUGUGUGAAUCUGUUUGGCACAUGACACGACAGACAGUUGGUUGUUAUUUAGGCUAUUAUGGACCGUCAUCACCAGUUUUAUUGCAGAUGAUUCAAAGAUAUUGAUGUUUGCUGUGAAAUGUUUUGUAUUAUUAAGCAUCACCAAGAAUAUGGUUGCAAAUACAAGUAUUCCAUUAGACAUAUCCUUCACAAGAUAAUGAAAAUACUGUAGUGUGAAAGGAUAACUGUAGUAAUGCAGUGAUAAAGCCACUAUGACUCAACACUGUAAGUGAUUCUUAUAAGGAAACAGAGACUGAUGCAAAACCGGUUAAAUGACCUAAAUGUUGGCUCCUUGUGCACAUAGCAUUCCUUUCCCUCAACUACCCAUUUUCCAAAAAAAUAUCAAAAACUUUUAAGUGCAAUUGUAAUAGUUUUCGACAAACGUGGAAGCACAAGAAGACAAAUAAUCUCCGCAUUGUCGAUCAGGGACGCUCCCGCAGUAAUCUCCUGCAGGAACAAGAUCGCACAGUGAUUUCUUUGAGGAGUUCUGUAGCUUGCAUGCAUGCAUGCGCAUAUCAGAAGGAGGAAAAAUGCGCCGCGCUGGCGCCUCCUGACGACAGUUAUGGGCUACUGCCUGUGCACAGAGCUGCAGGAGAGAGGGUCUUUCUCACAUUUCCCGAUUUCUCCCAGCCGAGUCCGCUCUGCCCGCUUCCACAUCACGGCCGACAGCAAACCGAGACGACGUGAGCACGGCGCGCUUAAAUCACCACAUUCAACCCGGCCGGCCUCGUGUGCACAACAUCCGUGCGUCGUCACAUACGGACAAGGUCAGGAGAUUUAAUCCUGGGGGAAUGCUGUUGAGAUGACCUGCGUGGCCUUUGUUUCCUCAAGAGAUUAUUCUCCAAUCAAAAGAGUGGAGCAAAAUCGAGCCAGGACAUGCUUGACAGGUUUACAUGAUGGACAGGUGAUGGAGUCUUCCAUCAUCUUUCUCCACCAGUGACUCGGCCUGCCAGCUCUCCCCGCGAGGCAUAAGUGUGUACCAGCAGUCCAAGGCCCCUUAUUUGUUUGCCAUGGUGACAUAAGCAGUGCUGCAAUAUGAGGGAGAACCAAAACCGCCUCAUUUCUUUCUCCAGUAGCUCCUGCAGCUGCUAUCUUAAUGCUUCUUAUAUUUAGCUCCAUAACAAGGCUGACCUUGCUCUGAGAAUCCCCUGCUCGCUGUCCUCUAUCCACACCGAGAGAGAGACUGUCCCCCAAGGUGUGCUGCUGAGCCGGCGCGGCAGAGCGGUGUGGCGUGAGACGAUGCUGGGAUGUGUGACCCGCCUCCGUCGGCAGGUCCGUCUCCUCCCCCUGCAGACCUCGCUGAUACUUCUCUUCCUCUUCUGCACCGUCAGCGUCUUCAUCUCAGCCUACUUCCUAUAUGGCGUCAAGCGGGAGCUGGAGCCAUCAGGAGGGGGUGUGUCCGGAGCCGAGGGAGCAUCCGCCGACACCGAUGACCCAAGGGUCACUCCAUCCCGACUGCUGCCUUUGCGGCCUGUCUCAGGGGGCCCUGGGGCAGAUCCCGGAGGGACAAGGACAGAACCUGUUGUCCUGGUGUUUGUGGAAAGCCAAUAUUCUCAACUGGGGCAGGAGAUUGUGGCCAUUUUGGAGUCUGGCCGAUUCAGGUACCGGACUGAAAUCUCUCCUGGCAAAGGGGACAUGCCCACAUUGACGGACAAAGAAAAGGGGCGUUUUACACUUGUUAUUUAUGAGAACAUUCUCAAGUAUGUCAACUUGGACGCCUGGAACCGAGAGCUGCUGGACAAAUACUGUGUGGAAUAUGGAGUAGGCAUCAUUGGCUUCUUCAAGGCCAAUGAAAACAGCCUGCUCAGUGCACAGCUGAAAGGCUUCCCCCUCUUUCUUCACUCUAACCUGGGUCUGAAGGACUGCACGGUCAACCCCAAGUCCCCGCUUCUCUUUAUCACUCGAUCUGGGCAGCCGCUGCCAGGUCCUCUCCCCGGAGAUGACUGGACCGUCUUUCAGUCCAACCACUCGACAUACGAACCCGUGUUACUGGCCAAGACCCAAUCAGCUGAGAGCGUCGCGUCGAUGGGGCAGAAUGCUGCUCUGUUGCCGUCAGUGGUGCAGGACCUGGGGCUUCACGACGGCAUCCAGAGGGUCUUGUUCGGCAACAAUCUGGCUUUCUGGCUGCACAAGCUGGUGUUUGUGGACGCUGUGGCCUUUUUGACAGGGAAGCGGCUCUCGCUUUCUCUGGAGCGCUACAUCCUUGUGGAUAUAGAUGACAUCUUUGUGGGCAGAGAGGGUACCCGCAUGAAGGUGCCUGACGUAAAGGCCCUGCUGGAGACACAGAGGGAGCUGCGCACCCAUGUGCCCAACUUCACCUUCAAUCUGGGCUUCUCAGGGAAAUUCUUUCACGCUGGAUCUGAUGAGGAGGACCUGGGAGAUGACCUGCUGCUUUCCUAUGUGAAGGAUUUCUGGUGGUUUCCUCACAUGUGGAGCCACAUGCAGCCCCAUCUAUUUCAUAACCAGUCCGUGCUGGCCGAGCAGAUGUUGCUCAACAAGAAAUUUGCCAUGGAGCAGGGGAUCCCCACUAACAUGGGCUACGCGGUGGCUCCUCACCACUCGGGCGUUUACCCUGUGCACAUACAGCUGUACGACGCCUGGAAGAAGGUGUGGGGCAUCAAGGUGACCAGCACAGAAGAAUAUCCGCAUCUAAAGCCUGCUCGCUUCCGGCGAGGUUUCAUCCAUAGCGGCAUCAGUGUGCUGCCCAGACAGACCUGUGGUCUUUUCACGCACACUAUCUUCUACAAAGACUACCCGGGCAGUCCGAAUGAGCUGGACAAGCUCAUCAAUGGUGGAGAGCUCUUCCUCACUGUUCUUCUGAACCCCAUCAGCAUCUUCAUGACCCAUUUGUCCAACUAUGGGAACGACCGCCUCGGCCUAUACACCUUCAAAAGCCUGGUCAUGUUUGUCAAAACAUGGACCAACCUGAAAAUGCAGACCCUGCCGCCUGUCCAGCUGGCUCAGAAGUACUUCAGCCUGUUCCCAUCUGAGAGAGAUCCCCUCUGGCAGGAUCCUUGCGAGGACAAAAGGCACAAGGACAUCUGGUCCAAAGAGAAAACAUGUGACCGCUUCCCCAAACUGCUCGUCAUUGGUCCUCAGAAGACAGGGACAACAGCCCUCUACCUGUUUCUUGGCAUGCACCCUGAUCUGACCAGUAACUACCCCAGCAAGGAGACUUUUGAGGAGAUCCAGUUCUUCAAUGGGCAUAACUACCACAGAGGCAUUGACUGGUAUAUGGAAUACUUCCCUCUGCCUUCCAAUACUAGCUCAGACUACUACUUUGAGAAGAGUGCUAACUACUUUGACUCUGAGGUGGCAGCUCAGAGGGCUGCAGCUCUCCUACCCAAAGCCAAGAUCAUCACCAUCCUCAUCAGCCCAGCAGACAGAGCUUACUCGUGGUACCAGCACCAAAGAGCCCACGAUGACCCAGUGGCAUUGAAAUAUUCUUUCAAAGACGUCAUCACUGCAGGGCGUGAUGCUCCUGUCAAACUACGGGUCCUCCAGAAUCGCUGUCUGGUGCCAGGCUGGUAUGCCAUCCAUCUGGAGCGCUGGCUUAAUUUCUACCACUCCAGCCAGGUGUUAGUUUUGGAUGGACAGAUGCUGAAAACCGAGCCUGCUUCAGUCAUGGACAAAAUCCAGAAGUUUCUUGGCCUCACUAACAUUAUCAACUACCACAAGAUCUUAGCGUUCGACCCUAAAAAAGGUUUUUGGUGUCAGCUGCUGGAGGGGGGGAAGACAAAGUGUUUAGGAAAGAGUAAAGGACGCAGGUACCCUGAUAUGGACCCUGAGUCCCAGGCGUUCCUCAGGGAGUACUAUAGGGAUCAUAACAUUGAGCUGUCUAAGCUGCUCUACAGGAUGGGACAGCCUCUACCAAGCUGGCUCCGAGAAGAGCUGGUCCACACCAGGUAGCAGCACCACAGGGGAAAACCACACCUCCUCAUACUGAACCACUAAUAUUCCCUGCUGGGGCUCACUGGCCUCAUGGCCUGAAAUGUUGAAGAUCCCAAUUUGUUUUGACUGAGAUUUGAGGAUGAGACAUCCGCAUACAACUCAAGACUCAGCUGUGAUCUUCCCAAAUAAGGCAACAGUGGGCAAACCAGGAACAUGGAAGCCUUAACGGUGUGCACUGAAGAAGAGACCGGGGAAGAGUCAAGAGGACGCACACGAGGAAUUGUCGGUGUUUGAUAAUCACAUGGCCGUUCUCCUCAAUCAAACUUAUCAUCACAUGAACUUCUUCCUGGAAAUCAGAGGAAGGGAAUAAAGUCUGAAAUUUCAGUUGUGGGACACAGGUGAUGGAGAGCAUCACCUGUGUCCCCGCCAAUGAAUUUUCACGUAAGGAGCACAUUAAAGCAGGCUUAAUGGAUGAUAUCCCGAUCGCCUGAGAGACAUUGGUUCCAAAUGCCUUUGAUGCACGUGUUUGUAUGAAGGGAGAAUGGGACGUCUGAAGUCUUGACUUAGGCUGCAUGUUGUAGCCUUAUUUGAUAGGCCUUGGUAGAAUCUAGUUAUCACGUUACAAGUGCCAGGACAAGAAUCUUCCUUAAACUAUUACCACAUGGACUUUUCAUGGCUCUUUUUUUUAAAGUGUUUUUUUUUCUUUACUUUGAUUUUAACGUCUCUGUAAUGCGGAUGGCAAUGCAUUGCUGUAGAAUGUACCAAAAUUAAACACUUUAGCGCCAUUGGUUUCAUAUAGGCCAGAUGUACAGUACAGUUGCGUACACUGUUUUCAGCUUAGCAUGCUCUGUAGCCAGUUUUACAACCAUUUGAUUGGCUACAGCAGGAACAUAGGACGGGUGAUGAAAGCACAUUGUUUGAAGAUAAAAGGUUACUGGAAAGCACACUCACGAAAUUGUUCCUACUACAAUCUGUGAAGAAGAAGAUCAUAAGCUAGCUACUGUAUGUUAACGCCACACUCUGGUCCCACAAGAUUCAGAAGAUUGUGCAUCUCAAAAUCUGGUGUCAGCAUUGUUGUUGUUUUUUGUUUGUUUGUUUUGUUUUGUUUUUUUAAUCACAGCUGUUUAUGUUUUCUUAUGUUCUGUUUCAUGUCACUCAAUAGAAAAGGUUUCGUUUGGGAGAUUAAAAGCUGACUCUGCUUAUUUAAAAACAGAACAAACACGUAAAGUCACCCGGCAAACCAACAGUUCGCCCAGAGAGACCGCUCAGACAUUUUGGUUGUCGGUCAAGGUGUUACCACUGCAACUAGAUGUCAAACGUAGGUAACAAAAAGCUGCUCUUCUUGCAAUAGUUUUGUACGAUGUUCUGAUGUUAUAACAAUGCACAUGACGGUGACUUUAUAAUGUAAAUAAUGCGAAAACCCUCUGUAGACCUAAAUUAUUGAAUGUGUUUGGGUUUACACUCUCCAUCAGCCCAUUGUGUGAAAUGUCAGUGCUCUACUGAGGGGGAGUGUGGAAAUUUUUAUUUUAUUUUAUUUUUCUCCUCACUGUGCAGAGGUGUGUCGCUGAGAUUCUUUCCUCUCAUGUCCUCUCACUGCCAACUGUUGUACAAAGGUACUGAGUCUCUCCAUAUAAAGUAUUAAAUGAUAACACAUAACAGCAACGAUGGUACUAAUCUCCUGGACUGUAUGAUAAAGAUUUGUAAUUGUUGUCAAUAAUUUUUACAGUGUAACUAAUAUUGUCGGUGCUUUUUAAUUUGCAAAUAAAACACCACUGUAUUUUUCA
Haplochromis burtoni (Burton's mouthbrooder) is the source of this 7304-nucleotide messenger RNA. It is a transcript of the gene ndst1a, whose product is annotated as N-deacetylase/N-sulfotransferase (heparan glucosaminyl) 1a. Gene Ontology annotation, molecular function: heparan sulfate N-sulfotransferase activity; deacetylase activity. NCBI's taxonomy places the organism in Eukaryota, Metazoa, Chordata, Actinopteri, Cichliformes, Cichlidae. Bases 2869 to 5538 code for a protein of 889 amino acids. Gene Ontology annotation, cellular component: Golgi apparatus. The transcript is spliced from 15 exons. The record is from RefSeq and is a predicted model, not a curated record.